This is a messenger RNA of Pocillopora meandrina, 5111 nucleotides long. Lineage: Eukaryota; Metazoa; Cnidaria; Anthozoa; Scleractinia; Pocilloporidae. The record is from the annotation of a GenBank genome assembly.
CCAGAGGAGAGUUUUGUGGAGCUCUCGUUAAAGCAUCAUUUGUUAGUUGUCACGUGACUCUUCAUUAUAAAUAACACCAAUUUGGCUCAGGUUACUAAUCGUCGCUAAUGUAGUCGUGAGAAAAUAUAUUUUCUGUUUUGCAUAGUUUAAAAUCUCAAGAGCUAGAAUGACAGAAUUUCUUCCAACCUUUCGAGAAAGUUCUGCGAUAUUUUAGCGCAAUUUUCUUCGAUGAUCUCUUAACUUACGGACCACAGCGGUUUUCAAGCCAAAACUAAGACAAACAGGGACAAGAAAAUACUGACGAAGGGAAAUUGCGUGGAUUGUAGCAAGCAUCCUGAGUUGGUUAUCAAGUCAUGAAAUGGAUAAUUCUAGAUUUAGAAGAAUAACUUUUGUUUUCGUGGUAGAUAAGAUGUAGUGAUUUUUUUGUUGCUAUCUAGCGUCGAUCACAAGUUUUCUAACUCUCGGAAUGAGUGUGUCAGCAGAAAAGCAGACUCAUCUAAGCGGCCAUAAGUGGCACAUUUCCGAACUUGAAUUUAGUCCUGGUGGACUUCAUCUCGCAUCCAGUAGCUGGGAUAAAACUUUGCGGAUAUGGGAUCUUAGUACGCUGGAAUCAGUGUUUGUCUUGAGGCAUCAUCGCAGCCCUGUGACCUGUCUUUCUUGGCAACCAGGAGUGGGGACCGCGGGUUGUCUUGGCGUACUUGCUUCGGGUUCUGCAGAUAGUACGGUGGCUUUGUGGAGCGGGGAGACAGGCAAACUUCUGCAGUCACUUUCACCUCAUAAAGGAUGGGUGUUGGGUACUUCCUUCUCAAGCGAUGGCACUUUACUAGCUUCUGCUGCUUGGGACAAAACUGUUUGUCUAUCCGAUGCGCGUACGGGACAAAUGUUGCAGAAACUGACGGGGCAUUCAACUGGUGUAUGGACUUGUGCCUUCCAGACGAGCAUCGGUGCGGGUCUACUUUGUUCAGGCGCGGAUGAUGGCUCUUUAAAGAUUUGGGACACGCGAACAGCAAGCUCAGUGAUGAGUUUGGUAGGAGGGCACGAAGAUAGCGUGAAAUGUUGUGCUUGGUCUCCAGAUGGCAGUUACAUCGCCUCUGGUGCUACUGAUAGCAAGGUAAAAACUUUUUUUUCAAACUCUCAACUUAAUGCAGAAAUCAUGAUAAUUAUUUCUUAUUUAAAGAGAAAGGUUACAUAUGAGUCGAAAGUCUAAGUUGUUUGUUAUCGCCAAUUGCUCGGUAAUCUUUUUUGCGAUCUGGCACGCGAAAGAAGUAAAGCGCGAAAUUUGCUUCUACAAUUUGUAGACAUUUCCACUUAGUUUAACAAAUGUGAGAAAGUUUUGUACGUUGAAUAUAAUACUCCCAGCCAUUUCAAGUGUAAUCAUAAUGAUAACUGUUUUGAUCACUUAAAUGUAGAAGUUUGACGUUUAUUGUGAAUUGCUGUUUAAGUCUUAAAAGCUUCUCUGAAGUUCCGUGUCUUGUAUAAUGAUUUGUCGAUUACACUGGCGUCAAAUUACCGGGUGCAGUGGACAGUUUCUUGAUUGCAAAUUGGAAGAUUUUUAAAAUAAUUGUUCUUCGUCGUGGCACUCCUUUUCACAUUUUGCUGCAUUUCGCGUUUUGUCCAGUAAAACAAAGGGAAUAUUUAAGGAAGUGGAGCCUGAAAGAGUUUGAUAUUACUGUGUGAGAUAGAUAUGUUAGAUAUUGUUUGGCAUCCAUUAACUUUGUGAGCCACCACUUUCGUUCUGCAUUGAAGCGUACAAUAGAAGCCGACCUCAAGUGAUAGUUGAGUGGAACUCUUAAUUAUGAUAAAUAAUUCAUGGCACACUGAGCAGAAAUACAAAGAGUAGAAUCCCAGUGGUUGAGCCAUAAAAUUUUGUUAAAAAUAGUUAUUGGGUGGCCUUGGGAACUGAUACCAAAGGGGGUUUUUUUUUUCAAGUUUAACUUUAAACAUUAGCUUUUUGAUACACUCUAUCCUUUCUCUUGUAUGCUGGUAAUGUAAACUAGUGUAGGUCUAGAAUAUAUCCUUCCUCACUCCAAUAACAUGUGGAAACAUCAUAUUUCUUUACAAGAGAGCCCCUAUGUUGAGGAGAACAUUUAGAUUCUCACCAUGAUUUUAAAAAAGGAAAAUGUUGGAAAGCUUGAUGGGAAAAUUUACCUUCCUGUCUUGAGCAAAGAGGGUAUAGGUAAGAGGAAUCACAAGGGUUCCUUUCCAGACCCCCAUGUCCCCCUGAAGAUAAAAAGUCAAGUUUUUAUUGAAUUAUACAUCUAAUCUUGUGCCAGAUUUCUUUGUGGGAACCAAGAAGUGGAACCUUGCUGAUCAAAAUCAGAGGGCAUGAAGAUGCUGUAAAUAAGUUGCAGUUUUAUCCUGUUAUCAGUAGCAAAUCAGUGCCACUGAUUUUUUCUGUUGGAGACAAUUCAUGCCGUGCAUGGCAUCCAUUGAGGAAGCGUGGAAAACAGCUUCAGAUGAUCAAACAGCACAGGGUGGGAUCAGAGGUGAUGUUUGAGACUAUUAAGUCAAAUUUGUGAUUGGAUGUUUCCUUACUAUUUCUGUGGAUACUUAGCAGAGGCUGCAGGGUCCAUUGCAAAGAGGCACCUUUGCUCCCAACAAAAAUUGAUAACUCAUGUUAAUUACACUUCCUCACAGAAAAUUACUUUGGAUAGGUAGAUAUGGAUAUCUAUAGGUACCUCUCUAAGUGGCAGAGUUUAAUUUGUUGGGUAUGAUGUCUCACUGUCACUUAUAAGUAGCUGGCCAAAAUCACCAUUUACUUUCUGAGUAUGGCCUACAGUAUUCUGCUGGAAUAUUCCUUUGAUUCCUUUAUCAAAGACAAAAAAUUAGCCACCUAUUUUAAUUAUAAAGCUGCUUACUUCAAAACUUAAUUCCGAUAACCAUUGUUAGGGCAGUCUUUGAACUUUAUAGUCAAAGAGGGCAGCUAAAAUGUUUUCUUUUUCUGUGUUGAAGGUGGAAGCCCUUUCUCUGUCUCCAGAUGGGACUCUAUUAGCUACAGGUGCUCGUGACAAAGACAUAAUUUUGUCUUCAUUGGAUGUCUCUCUAACUGAGGUUGAUGCACUUCCUAUUGAGGAUCAGAAUGAAGCUGCAAUAAACUAUGGCGCUACACUGUGGAAGAAGUACACCCGUAAAGUUAUGCAGAGAAUACUUUGUAAGUGACAAUCUACUGUGAGACCAAUAGUACAAAACGCAAAAAUCAAAGUUAAUUAACCCUUGCCAUAAUAUCAGCUUUGCAAAGAAAGAAUAAAAUGGCUGGUAUUAACCUUAUAGUUGGCUGAUGCAUUUUAGAUCAAAUGUCAAAUGUAAAUUUUUUUGUGUGUGUGGUUCAAAUGCUGUGUAGUAGGUGUGCAACAGAAUGGUAGAAGAAUUGACAACAUUGUUGCCUCCAAAUAAGUACCUCAAGUUUGGCAUACUUAACAUAUGUUGUGUAUUGUUUUAAAUUUAUAUUGAUAGUCUGUAUUUAUGGGAUUUCUCCUGACAGUAUCUGUCUCUGUUUUAGGUGAACCUGGUGUAGGGACCGAUGAAAAUGAUGACUUUUCUCAAUCUUCAAAUAAUCCCAAAAACACAGCAUCCUUGGUUGGACGUGCCGUGAACAGGACUGAAAGUAAAGCAAAAGAAAAUUCUGCGGAGAAAGCAGUGAUACAUGUAAAUGAAGUUGAUAAAGAUGCUCAGUCUGAUGGUGUGUUACGAGAGCAGAGAGCAAGACUGCGCAAAAGUUCACGACCUGAGACCCCUUUAACCAAUGGUCCUGUAAACAAUUCAACACAUGAGAUAGAUGAAGUGCGACAACAACUGCGACAUGUAAAGCUUGACAAUCCCAUGCAAAAUGGGGUAACGAAUGGUCAUCAGUAUGCUGACACAAAUGGUCAUUUUUCCCAUUUUAAUUCUUUUGACAAAGGCCAGACAGGAAUAGACGAGAAUGGUGAGUCAUCACCCAAGAGAAAUGGAUAUCAUAGCCAUGGGGACAGCUCAAGUGCUGGCAGCAGCAGUUACUAUGGUGACAUAGAGGAUGUUGCCAAGGAUAUGUAUGAUUUGGCAAAUGGUGGAGAGGAUGCCAGACUUUAGACAGACCAGUUAUUUCCAAUUUUCUAGGUCUGAGAUGCACCAGAUUUCAAAAAAGUAUUGUCUUGUAACAGUAAAGGAAGAGUAAUGACUGAUUUGAAUCAGCAGAUGUUGAACAAUAAUCAAACUCUUUUUGACAGUGAAUCUUGAUAGCUUAGUGUACUGUGGUUGUAAAAUAUAGUUUAAUACAGUUCUUAAAUCAACAAGGCUCAAAAGUUUCAACUUGGCAUAAACAUACAUUACAUGUGGUGGUUAGUAGUGUAAUGACCAAUUUCUAGCAUUUUUGGAAGCUAAAAUGUCUGUUAAACAAAUCAGAGGAAACAUGCAGCAUACAAAUUUUGAUAUGCAACUUUUCAACAUCAUUCAAUAUCAUGGAGUAGCCAGAGGUAAAACUCCUCCAAAUCCAUGGAAAAGCUCAAUCUCUGACACAUAAUUUUGGUGCUGGUUAGAGUUCAUAUGCAAGGUAAUUUUAGCAACCUACCGGUAACUCAUUGUUGCCACUUUCGACAAGAAUUUCUCAGCUCUUAAUCAAGGCUGGAUGAAAGUUUUUCAUUAUAAUAAUUACCAUCACCAUGAUUGUACAUUAAUAAUUUCUUAUUACCCCAUUUUUUAAGAAUAAGCUGUUAUUGGACCAUGUAAAGUUUGUGUAAAAUUCCCCAUUGAAAUUUAAGUCUUUAAGAACCAUUUACCAUGCCGGUAGGAUGUAAAUAUAUUUAAUACAUGAAAUUGCAAAGCCACAAGUAAGGAAUACUUACAUUUGCUAGUACAUGUUUUAAUGUCCAUUUCUUUGUUUAUUGUAUUUAAUGUUUUUUUUAGUUGUUGUUUUUUUUUAUAUCUGGCAUAAUGCAUGUAACAUCAAACUCCUAGUCUUUCACCUUGAGAACUAAAUGUGGCUGCCUGUUGAUAGGUGAACUAUGAUGCUACAAAAGGCAAAGAUUCAUAUUACACAGGAAGCUUCCAAUAUUACUUUUUUAAGAGUUCUAUCUGAUCCUACUUGGACAGUUGGUAAAUAGAGCAGUUAGCCUUUGUAGAAAUUUAUUUAUUGUGAG